Messenger RNA from Culicoides brevitarsis, 1551 nucleotides. RefSeq lists its product as uncharacterized. Lineage: Eukaryota; Metazoa; Arthropoda; Insecta; Diptera; Ceratopogonidae. The record is from RefSeq and is a predicted model, not a curated record. The transcript is spliced from 3 exons. Bases 45 to 491 code for a protein of 148 amino acids.
UUAUCUGAUAAAUAUUGAUAAUUGUGAAUUUUUCGUCGCGACAAAUGACAGUUCGUCAGUUGUGUUUGGAUCGCGUCAAAAAAAUGUCACUUACUUUCGUGAUUUCUGUGGUUUUGGUGCUAAUUCCGCCCCGUUUUGCUCUCGAAUGUCUAAAAUGCGAAGAGCGUCGGGACCAAAAUGGAACGCUAAUCAGCGGGAAUUGCGUGAAUGACCUCACAAAUGCGGAAAUUGUGAAUUGUUUGAACAAGUGCAGCAUUUUUCACACAAAUGAUCCAACACAAAACAUGGAAAUUCUCAUAAGAGAUUGCGCUGCAACGGAAAAUCACUGCGAAAGACAAGCGGAGGCCUUGCAAACAUCAAAUAGUAGCAUCGUAAAGUGUCACAUUUGCGAUUACGAUUUAUGUAACAUUGCGAUCAAUAAGACGCGAUACAAAACCUUAAUUGUGACUGUGUUCCCCAUGAUUAUCGCCUAUGCCUUGAGUAGGAGUUAAAAGCUCUUUUUAAUAGUUUUUUAAUCGUAGUUUAAGUGUUGAACAAAUUUUGUGAUAUUUAAAAAUAAAAAAAAAUUAAGUAAAAAAAAAAUCUUAUCAAAGGUUGUUACAAAACAAAUAUUGACAGGUAUCGCGUGGUUGCGUUGUAACGAUAACGAUAACUUUUCAGUCAUAAUUUGCUUAUCAACGAAUAUGUAUCGACAAUUUUUACAGUUAUCAACUUGUAUCGCCGCAGUCAUUUUUUGGCUGAUUCAUUCGUCAGAUGCGUUCAUACAAUGUUUCGAAUGCAAAGAAGUGCGAAAUCUCGAUGGGACUUUGGUAAGCGGGAAUUGUUCUUUGGAGGGAGGCGCGAGAAUUAUGACUCAUUGUAAUGGGAAGUGCGGAAAAUAUGUUUGGUUUAAUCAUGCCACAGACAAUAAAUUAGUCUUGGAAUGCACUACAGAAGAAGAUUACUGCAUAAAACUUGAACAACAAAAGCCUCUCGGAUACAAUUUCGACUGUAAAGUAUGCGAUACUGAUCUUUGCAACGAAAGUCGUCGCAUUUUUCCCUCAUUUUUUGUCUUUUUCAUAUCUUUAAUCGCCUUUCUAAUAAAAUUUAAGCAAUAAAAAAUCAUUACUCACCAUAUUGACGCGCCAGAAUUUGCAAUAAAGGAGGCAAGGCAUUGUCUCUGCUCCAUGUAUUGCGAGGCCAUGGCACUAAUGAAGCACGACGUCUUCCAUUUUCGCCGCUUUUUUCCGUGUUUUUGACAUUUUUAGUUCGCUGUUGUUCCUUUUGCUGCUGUUGAAGGGAGUUUUUUCGAUUGCGAUGCGAAUUUUCUCGACCGCCAAAGUAAAAUUCGCAUGUUGGCGACGAGGCAUUCGUCAUUGUUGCUGCAGAUGGCGUCGAUGGGAUGCCAAAGGGAUGACCAAAGUAAAACAUACAAAUUGGAUUUGGACUCUGUAAUUAAAGUAAAUACGGUACAGAAAUUGGAAUUUAAUUAAACAGUCGUUAUUCAAUUCGGGUUUUUCGGUGUGUGUGAGUUGAAAAUUUACUCUGUGACAGGAAAAUUGGUUAAAUUUG